Colletotrichum godetiae is the source of this 3097-nucleotide messenger RNA. RefSeq lists its product as uncharacterized. Bases 161 to 2974 code for a protein of 937 amino acids. The transcript is spliced from 4 exons. The record is from RefSeq and is a predicted model, not a curated record. Lineage: Eukaryota; Fungi; Ascomycota; Sordariomycetes; Glomerellales; Glomerellaceae.
CCACCAGGCUGGCCCUGGUGUUUGCUGCUUCGUGAAAUUUGUUUCGAUGUACACGCUGCAUAGUUGUGCUUGGUUGUGACUGUGACAUUCUGCGCCGGUGAUCUCGACGCGUUCUCAAGACGUAAAAACAACAGGGAUAGCAGAAAGCGACCAUCGCAGCAUGUCCAACAUGAACCCUCCGCACGCGUAUCCGCAGCAGAUCCCGCCACGCCGGCCGGAACACCCAUCUAGUAGCCGAUCGCGGGGAACAAGUGCGCCUGGUCAAAGAACCAGAGCCGAAACGCAGUACCGCCCACCGCUGCCAGCUAAUCGACCUACCAUUCGAUCAAGGUAUACCUCGCCAGAAGAUGCACCAAAGACUGCUGUGCCGCCUGUCCCGCUCCAGCGUUCGAGUGCCUCCUCGGGACGCGUCUACAGCUCCUCGACGAGACCUUUUGAUAGGAGCCGGAGUCCGGUUAUGACACUCCGCAUAUUGUCGCAUAACAGAGAAGGGCAUCGAGACAAGAAGACUCAGGAAGACCAAGAGAACCGGCUGGUCCAUGACUCCUGGGAGUUUCCCGUUCCGCCUCGGGGUCUCGUGCGAUCUGGGAACGUCAAGCAGACCUCUCCUAAGCGAAGACGUCUGCCACUGAGAGACUCGAUCCUCUUGAAGCGCAAAGACUCAUCUGACUCCUCAAAAGCUGGAGUAGAGACGUCAGCUAGUACGCCUCGUAAGGCACCGCCAUCUUCGGAACCACAGACGCCAUCUAGGCCUACGCACUCUAUGAGCAUGCCAGCCACCCCGUCAAGAGGGAGGAUGCCGGAUCUGCCUAGACUUGGAGCCCGUCCCAAAAAUCAACAGCUGGGUGAAAGCCACUCACAGAAUCAACCUGCACGCCUACCGCCAAGAGAUUCCAACCUGGAAAGCUACCGCAAAGCUAUCAAGGCGUCGAAUGAUGCUUUGCCAGAUGGUGAGAAGCCGUUGGUGUCUCGCAUCUGUUCCAUGAUCUUGGAUGAGGAAUUUGGCGCUGGCGCCGACAGAUCCUCGACUCCCCUUAAAGUUUGGGACACCGUGGUAAGAUGCCUCGACGACAUCUCUCGCCUUGCAAAAACAGGAAGCUCCAGCACUGGUGAUGGGGGGCCCUCUGAGGCCCGUCUGGCUCUGGAAUCAAAGUCGCUCCAGGAGACGGCAGUGAGAGCGGGUGGUCAGAUCAAGAUUGCCGAGCGAGACGACCGCAACACGCACUCUUCCAAGCGAGACUCAAGGUCCAGCGGAGGUUCGUCAAUUGUCGACUACUAUUCCUCGAAUUAUCAAAGAGUGAGCAGUGGCCAAGUUGAGAUGAUGCCAUGCCCUUAUAGGCUGCGCAACCCGGCUCGAUUCAACGUCAAUGACAAGUGGCAAUGCGUUAACGGGAGAUGGAAAAGCUUCGCAGAGUUGCAAAAGCAUAUCGCAAAGGACCAUAAGCGUUGCGGCGAUGCCCAUCUCUUUCAGUGCCCACGAUGCGAGGAUGGGUUUGCGGAGCCCAACGCCUUCAGGAAACACUUGAUGCUCCCACGAGAGCAAAUGUGUGAACCAAAAUCGGACGAUGACGCUGGAUGGAUCGACCCCGAAGACGGUCUCAGCAGUACCAAGACCCAGAAACUUUCAGAACAGAUAGGGAAUGAGGCUUUUAGUUCCUGGGACGAGCUCUGGAGGUGGCUAUUUCCGCUGGACAGAGUGGUACCGAAGCCUGGUGAGUACUUUCAUAUCCAAGAAUGCAAACAUGUUCGCUUACAGACAUUAGUUGCUCUACCCGCCGUGGAGCUGCCACUGGUAGAACAGGAAGUCUUUGCUGCCGGCAACAUGUCGAACCUGAAGGCUAGCCUGGAGGAACGUCUUCGAUUCCUCGCCUCGCAAUCGGCCGACAGCGCCUCAUUUUCUGCGCAGAUACCCGUCAUCACUGCGUCCCUAUCACUUGAUGUUGAAGCUCAUCUCAGAAGCGUAUUCAUCUCAUGCCGUAAUCAGCCGCCUGUUCACACCGGGAAGUCAUCAGGGUCAUUAGAUGCCACGACUGGCCGACCGCGGAACCUGUCGUCUGCGUCCAACUCUAGCACAAGGAGUUUCCAACGGUUCCUCGGCCCUACCAUUGCCGUGAACGAUACCAAGGGUGCCGCAUGGGACGGUCACAGCCUUGAACGUCAACGUCAGCGCCCGAGAAGCAACAGCGAUGAAGCGAGGCGCCAAAAACUGACGCGGGCCGCGACGCUUCCCGUCCCGACGAUGCUGACGAUACCGUUCCCGCGCAUAUCAGCCUUGACAGAGCACUCUGACGUGGGCCCCAGCCCAGUCUCGGAACACGGCGCCUCUCCAAGAGCCCAUUCGGACGCCGAAUAUUCGUCGGGGGUCGAGUCUACGCCGAGCAGCGCCGGCGGCCACCGGGAAUCUAGCAACAGCAACACGACAGCAGAUAUCCGGUGCAGCAAGUGCAACAUGAGAGAAAGCCUCCAACCGGGCAAGGGCAUCUUCUCAGACAAGGGCCGCCUCAGUGGUUCCUCGGCAGCAGCGCGGGGGACACUGAAGUCGACGUGCAGGUUCUCCGAUUCUGGAAUCGGGAUCCUCUGCAAUAGCUGCCGGAUGCUCGAGGAGCUGAUUAAUUCGUACUCACGGGCUUCAUCGCAGGCGUCGGCCAAAUCUGAGCGACUGAGCCUGCCGGUGGCUGGUGGCGGCGGCGGUGGUGGUCCUACAGCUACCGCGAGGAGUACUGCCACGAGCACGACCACCAACACGAGCUUGAACACGGCCCCGAUGACGGCGCCGCCCUAUUCGCCGAAUCCUUCGGUUUCGGUAGACGAGAGUGAAGAGGAGACGCUGUUUGACUUGAUCCUCGACUCGGCGACGUAUUUGGACCAGGACGGGCAGCGUAAGACGGAGAUAGUGUCGCCCAUGUUUCCACCGCCGCAGGUUGGAUUUUCAGAGUAUGAUCGAUACGGAGGGCACGGCAAUAAUUGGUUUUGACUGCAUGCUGUUUUGUUCUAUUUCCUGAUGGGAUGUUUCUUUUGUUAUACUUUGGGUUUGGGAAGAGGAAAUGAAGCGGUGUUUGGCGUUUGGGCGCUAGCGUCGCGCACUGCGUUCGGUUUC